UAUCUAAAAUUUCUGAAAUCUAAUUUAUAUAGUUUUAGCUAAAAUAAUGAAUUAUUACAGCAAGUUGAAGAACUAUUACACUUCGAAUACCAUCGCAAGAAGACUCAAGGGAGGGGAUUACACAGAGAGAGAGAACCAACGGAAAGAUGACAAAGUGUACGAACUCAAACGAAAAUUCCAAAGAAUUGUGGACAGUAUUGACCAAGUUGAUGAUGAAAAUGAGUAUCAGAGGUUGAGCAAACUUGCAGAAAUUUCUAAUAAUUUGGUGAUGAUGAAUUCCCCUUCUACUAAUUGUGCUAAUACUGAUAGCGACACUAGUUCAAAGACUAAAGAGGCUUUUAAGCCAACAAUAAAACAAAAUACUCUAGAUUCAGUUAAAUGAGACUUGCAGAAUGACCUCUCUUCUUCAUUCCAAAGCAAGAAUCACCCUAAACAGAUAUCUAACCAAGAUACCAUAGACAUUUUUGGUGAGGCUGAAAUUAAUGAAUGUGAAAUACACGUUAUGAAAAAUUCGAUUCCAGAAAUGCCAAAACUCCACCCCCAACAAAGUACUCCAACUCCUUGAAAUUGGAAGAAGGAAAUGAAGAUUUCGGCUGUUGGACCUACUCGACUUUCAGAAAAUACAUAUUUUUCUCCAAAACACACUGCUAAAAUCCAGAAGUAUUGUAAUCAGACAAUAGAUUUUACCUUAUCAGAUAUGAGUUGAACUCCAGUGAAGACUCCAAUAGCUAAGCCUCAAGCAAAGAAGAGAAGGGAUCGUGCUACAAGGAGCAAGCACAGAUCAAUGAAGAGAAAGGAAAGCAUCUCUUCUAAAAUUGGUGCUCCUGUUAAGCCCAUAGUAACUAAAAAGAAUCAUCUUGGUUCUAAACCUAUCAGAGGGCAAAAGUUCUCCAAUAAGAAGGCACUUAUACCAAGUGCUUCGACUAAAGAAGGGUUUAAGUCUUCUCAACAGAAUAAGAAAACAACAGCUUCUGAAAUUUCUGCCUUCAUGAGAAAUCCUUCAGGAGAGAAAUUCAGAACCGAGCUUAAGAAAUUAAGCAAGAGUUGGCUUAAAGAGAAGGUCGCUGCAAAACCAAAAUCCUAUAACGCUCAUAAGGCUUUUGGUCCAAGUCUUAAGGCAAAGAAGAAGAAUGUGAGGCAACUAUCAAGACUCAAUAAUGCUCAUCAAGGUUAUAAGAAGUCUACAGAGAAAGCGGAUUUCCUUUCGAGAAACAAGAAAAUGAUGGAUCUAGUUAAAGCCCGUAAAGAUAUCCAUCAGAGUAAAUCUAAAUCAAGAUCUACGAGAGUGACUGAAAGGAACAAUGAAGAUACUCUAAAUGGAGUCUCGCCAGAUGUCAGGAACUCCUUGAAGAUGAAGAGUUUGUUGAAUAAGUUCAGAAGUAAUAAAAUUUAGCUCGAUAAAAUAUAUCUCAACA
Molecule: messenger RNA, 1415 nt
Organism: Moneuplotes crassus
Lineage: Eukaryota; Ciliophora; Spirotrichea; Euplotida; Euplotidae
Source: the annotation of a GenBank genome assembly